This is a messenger RNA of Hirundo rustica (Barn swallow), 867 nucleotides long. RefSeq names its product butyrophilin subfamily 2 member A2-like. The transcript has 5 exons. Lineage: Eukaryota; Metazoa; Chordata; Aves; Passeriformes; Hirundinidae. The record is from RefSeq and is a predicted model, not a curated record. The coding region runs from base 1 to 867 and encodes 288 amino acids.
AUGGAUUCCCGCCUCCCGUGGCUGGCGCUGCUCCAAGUCCUGGCAUUCCAGCGCGGCUCCCACCUGGCUGCAGGCGGAUCCCUCGGCGCUCCCAGAACUCCCGUCCUGGGAAUCAUCGGGGCCGGGGUGGUCCUGCCCUGCCGGCUGGGAUCCGCGCCCGUUCCCGAGGAUUUCUCCGUCCGUUGGACGUUCCACGGCCGAUCCCAGCGGAUCCCCGUGGGCGGCUACGGCGGCAAGGGCCGGAGGGAGGAGCCGGAUGAGCGAUAUCGGGGCCGGGCGGAAUUUUUCCACGCGGAAUUCCGAGCCGGGAACGUGUCCCUGCUGCUGAGGGACGUCCGGAGCUCGGACCAGGGAUCCUACAGCUGCCAGGUCUCGUUCCAGAACGUGUCCCAGGAGGUGCUGGUGGAGCUGGAAGUGGCAGCCGUCGGAGAACCUCCGUCCGUGAUCCUGCGGAGCCCCGAGAAGCGGGACCUGGGCGUCUCCUGCCGCUCCUCCGGCUGGUUCCCGCGCCCGGAGCUGCUCUGGCUGGACGGGAGCGGCAAAAUCCGGCCGGAGGCGACGACGGCCAAGGCCACGGCGACGCCCGGGGGCCUCUUCAGCGUGGAGGGUUCCGUGAGGAUCCGGCCGGGAUCCGACCUGGACAUCUCCUGCCGCGUCCUCAACCGCCGGCUCAACGCCUCCCGCGAGUCGCGGGUCCGCGUCCACGACUCUUUCCUGCCCUCCAUCUCGCAGUGGCUGCGGAUUUUCCUGGCGGUUUUGUUCCUGAACUUGGCCCUGAUCUCCGUCGUUUCCUGCCAGCUCCAGGGUGAGCGCUGCUUGGGCCUGCGGCUGCAGCUGCGGCUGCGGAUCCAGCUCUGCUCUGCUUGA